CAUCUCGUUAUUUGCCGGCGGCGGCUAACGUUGGCUACUUGGCCAUGACAUAUAUUCUGCUCCGAAGGUAUAUUGUUCGAGGCUAUGGACCCCCCCAUAAAUACUUGGAACUUUACAACCAUACCACGCCAACUUAUAGUCGACGAAGUGGAUCGCUCCUUUGUCGGGCUACCCAGCAAUCUCCCCUACGAUACCAACAUGACGUCUCCGAGCUCAACAACACACGUCAAUCAUGCGUUCACGACGCCUAUCCUUUCAAAUUCAAAUUCCCAGUUCCCUUUGUUCCGAGGCGCCAGCGCCAGCCACUCUAGUUCCCUUGAAAUGGGAACCAACUACUCUGGGCCCUCUUCACGUACUUGUGGAUCCCCGCCACAGAUCGACUUCCUUCAUUUUGCCAUCCCCCACCCAAACGCUCCACCUUCAGCUGCGGAGUCUUCGCAAUUGAUAUUCACAUCGCAUGCCACCAACCAGCCGUACCCAAUCCCGCUACAGAGCCAUCCCUCAUCUCUCCUCCAUCUGUCCUGUCGAUGGGUAAAUGAUGACAUACUCUGCGAAUUUACAGGGACACUGGAGGAGUUGAGGGCACACUGUCAAAGCGAUCAUUUUUCUGGACAAAAAGAUGCGAAGAUAGGAUGCCAGUGGGAUGGCUGCAACUACCGCAAGCGCGGCGACAGAACAGUUCAUGUCAUGCGACGUGAUUGCAUAUGGCGCCACACCCGUGAGGCCCACCUGAGGUUGAAGAGGGGUACCUAGGCUUACAUACCUGCUUUGCAUAUUCAUUUUGGUCUUAUUUUCGCAUUCCUUACGGUACACCACCGCUAGCCGUGCCAUGCUUUCUUGUGCUGUGUUAGAUCUGCUAUGGUCACUCGCUCUUUGCUUUUGUUCAUCAUUCGCCAUGGAUUCACUAAGUCUCACGUUUCAUAGCUUUUAAACGGUCCCUUACUAUGUUUUCUGGUCUACUUUAUAAUCGGGAGCAGUCGCUCGUUGCCUCAAUUCUUUGAUAUUAUAUCUGUCUGUCCGUGCUACCUGCUGGGCUUUCAUGUGGUCUGCACUUAGCAGUAUUGCGUCCGCAUUUGAAAAAAGAGAGACUUUACAC
Messenger RNA from Suillus paluster, 1096 nucleotides. RefSeq lists its product as uncharacterized. Bases 85 to 753 code for a protein of 222 amino acids. The record is from RefSeq and is a predicted model, not a curated record. NCBI's taxonomy places the organism in Eukaryota, Fungi, Basidiomycota, Agaricomycetes, Boletales, Suillaceae. The transcript has 5 exons.